Messenger RNA from Plasmopara halstedii, 228 nucleotides. RefSeq lists its product as uncharacterized. The transcript is spliced from 2 exons. The coding region runs from base 1 to 228 and encodes 75 amino acids. NCBI's taxonomy places the organism in Eukaryota, Oomycota, Peronosporomycetes, Peronosporales, Peronosporaceae. The record is from RefSeq and is a predicted model, not a curated record.
AUGACACCCACUAGGGUAUGGUCUCAUGGGAAGUACGGAUCUAUCCGACCGCUGCUGUAUCUAACGCUGAAAUAUCGUAUAAAAGUGGCGACCAAUGUCUCUGAACGUGCCUGCAAAGCGAAUUUUGAGCGCUCGUUUGAAGUGAAAGCGAUCAACCAAGCGCAAAGAGGGGCCUCUUUGAAAUCAGAUACAUCUUCACGACGUAACGACAUUACUGUUUUGCAAUAG